GUGACGCUUUAUAGCCAUCAAGGAGGUCCCAAUGGCUGGAAGGUCGCAACAGUGCUCAAUGAGCUAGGUCUAAAAUAUCGCACCAUUUUCAUUGACUUCAAGAAAGGUGAUCAUCGGAAAGAAGAGUUUCUACGACUCUGCCCAAAUGCGCGUAUUCCGCUAUGUGUCUUUCACAGGGAUGACGACUUUGCCGUUUGGGAAUCCGGAGCCAUCUUGCUCUACCUCGUCCAACACUACGAUCCAAAUUACACACUCUGGUCGCGUGAUCGUAAAGAGCAAUCACAAAUAACAUCCUGGAUCAUGCUUCAAGUCUCAGGGCACGGCGUCAUACAGGGACAAGCAUUCUGGUUCAAAUUCUUUCAUCAUGAAGCAGUUGAAAGCGCAACACGUCGCUAUAUUGAUGAAACACGACGCGUGUAUGGCGUUCUCGAAGUGAGAUUGGCAGAAGCGCGUGAAGAGCUUUGGGAUCAUGCAGAGCGUGAGGAUGUGCUACCGGAAGCAUUGCAUACCUACCCUGUGUGGCUCGUUGGGUCGUCCAUGACGAUUGCAGACUUGUCGUACCUCACCUGGGCAAGAACGGCGCAUCGACUCGAUAUCGAUUUGGAGCAAGAGUUUCCAGAGGUCGGUAGAUGGGUGGAUAAUAUGCUUGCACGGCCAAAAGUCGCCGAGGCAUUG
This is a messenger RNA of Protomyces lactucae-debilis, 675 nucleotides long. RefSeq names its product glutathione S-transferase C-terminal-like protein. The transcript has 2 exons. Lineage: Eukaryota; Fungi; Ascomycota; Taphrinomycetes; Taphrinales; Protomycetaceae. The annotation marks the transcript as partial. The record is from RefSeq and is a predicted model, not a curated record.